CUGAAUAAGGUAUCUCUUAGAUCAUAUUGUAAAUACUCGCAUGGCACUGACGAUUGGGAUCUGGAGUGCUCUUCGUGGCUGGAAGAUACGGGAUGUGGUGACUGGAAACAUUUUGUUGCACCGAAGUUCAACGCCAGGGUGGCCAAUGGGUUGGCAAUUUUGAGCGAAAAGUCAAUGGAAGGCGAAUAUGAUCGCUACGAGUUGGUAGGAAUAGUUGCAGCUAUUGGUAAUGGUAAUGGACAAUGGACUCAUUCGGUAACACUUAUCAAGGACGAUGUAGACUCGAAGCUUCCUUGGUGCCUGUUUGAUGAUGUGCUGGUAACUCGUGUCCAUGAAGAUGAAGCACUGCACAUGGAUUCCCGUUGGAAGUUACCAUUGAUUCUCUGCUAUGCGAACGAGAAAUCAGGUUUUAUGAAAGUAACUGAGACUCGGUUACCAAUCCCGUGCUCGGUUUUCCAAACGGAUGCCAAUCUAACGGGUAACGAGGAAGUGGCACGCGAGCGAAGGACGUUAGAAAUUCCUGGGGAAGGCGAAUAUGUCGGAAUUGACGCGGAAUUCAUUAGUGUUGGC
Messenger RNA from Cooperia oncophora, 570 nucleotides. NCBI's taxonomy places the organism in Eukaryota, Metazoa, Nematoda, Chromadorea, Rhabditida, Trichostrongylidae. The record is from the annotation of a GenBank genome assembly.